AUAGUUGACAUCAAUGAUCUCCAUAUUCGGUCGAUCAUCAGUCGAGCCUCUGGAUAUUUUUCCUUUUGAAGUUCAAGUGUAACAUCAGGGUUUGGCGAAGACAAUGGGCUCGUGCAUGAGCUUGACUCAAGACGAGCGCAAGGCGAAGGCACACUCGGAGGCCAUCGAUCGUGAACUGCAGCGAGGCAGAAGGGAGCAAGACCGUACAAUCAAGAUUCUCUUGUUAGGUGCUGGCGAGUCAGGAAAGAGCACUGUUGUCAAGCAGAUGAAGAUUAUUCACGGAGAUGGCUUUACUAAGGACGAACUAGAAGGCUAUCGGAUGACCAUCAGUGACAAUUUGUUGAGCUCAAUGAAGGUAGUGUUGAACGGUAUGGGCACACUGAGAAUCUCGAUCGGAAAUUCGAGCAAUAAGGAACAUGCUGAGAGAGUUUUAGCUUCACUGGAACCGUACUAUCCAGACGGUAUAAUGAAACCAGAGGUUGCAGAGUCACUGCGAUGUCUGUGGUCAGAUGGAGGUGUUCGAACGUGUGUUGCAAGAGCUCACGAAUAUCAGCUCAAUGAUUCUGCUAAAUAUUUCUUUGAUAACAUGGUCAGGAUAUUGUCUACUAAUUUUACACCUAAUGUCGAUGAUGUUCUAAGGGCUCGUGUUCGGACGACAGGCAUCAUAGAGACAAACUUCAGAGUGGGAGAUGUUACAUACAAGAUGUAUGAUGUUGGUGGCCAGAGAUCUGAAAGACGGAAGUGGAUUCAGUGUUUCGAUGAUGUGAAGGCAGUAUUGUUUGUAUGUGCACUGAGUGGAUAUGAUAUGACUCUGUUUGAAGAUGGAGCGACAAAUCGACUUCAGGAGAGUUGGACUUUGUUUAGAGCCAUUUGCAACAAUCGAUUUUUCAUGAAAACGUCUAUGAUAUUAUUCCUGAACAAGUACGAUUUAUUUUGUGAGAAAUUGCUGCACUCUGAUCGACAUCUACGGUUAUACUUGCCAGCUUACACAGGACCUGAUAGAGAUGUUGAUUGUGCUGCUCAGUUUAUUGAGGACGAGUUUCGCAGCUUGAAUCAGAACCCAAACAAAGUCUUGUAUUGUCACUUCACGACAGCUACAGACACCUCAAAUAUUCACAUCGUAUUUAAUGUAGUACUGGACACCAUAGUGAAAGAGAACUUGGAGGCUGCUCAGCUUCUCUAAUAUUUAUCGCAUCUGUAUACAGUGGUUAACUUGCACUGGCCCGCUAUGGGAGGGGUGAGGAUAUUGACAGAGAUGUUGACUUAGUUGAAGUAUUUGACAGCUUGAUUUUCCGGUCAGUCUAUGACUCAGAAUUUGGAUUAUUGAAAAUGAAAUGUAAAGAAGAUACACGCACCCACACACACACUCAAACUUCUUGUCUCU
This is a messenger RNA of Corticium candelabrum, 1384 nucleotides long. RefSeq names its product guanine nucleotide-binding protein G(o) subunit alpha-like. The coding region runs from base 104 to 1183 and encodes 359 amino acids. NCBI's taxonomy places the organism in Eukaryota, Metazoa, Porifera, Homoscleromorpha, Homosclerophorida, Plakinidae. Gene Ontology annotation, biological process: adenylate cyclase-modulating G protein-coupled receptor signaling pathway. The record is from RefSeq and is a predicted model, not a curated record. Gene Ontology annotation, molecular function: GTPase activity; G protein-coupled receptor binding; G-protein beta/gamma-subunit complex binding. Gene Ontology annotation, cellular component: heterotrimeric G-protein complex. The transcript is spliced from 10 exons.